This is a messenger RNA of Manihot esculenta (cassava), 553 nucleotides long. RefSeq lists its product as uncharacterized. Bases 1 to 504 code for a protein of 167 amino acids. Gene Ontology annotation, biological process: asymmetric cell division. NCBI's taxonomy places the organism in Eukaryota, Viridiplantae, Streptophyta, Magnoliopsida, Malpighiales, Euphorbiaceae. The transcript has 2 exons. The record is from RefSeq and is a predicted model, not a curated record.
AUGAGCGAGUGGAUCUCGGGGCUGAGGCGGACCAGGGUGAAGAGAAUCCCGGGUGAACAUGUGAAGAAAGAGAAAGAGACAGAGAGCAAGAUGGAUGAAGAUGAGAAAGGAUUGGGUGAUCGAGCGGUGCAGGCUAGAUGUUCGAUGAAUGGACUGAACGGAUUGGGUGAACAUGUGAAGAAAGAGAAAGAGACAGAGAGCAAGAUGGAUGAAGAUGAGAAAGGAUUGGUUAAUCGAGCGGUGCAGGCUAGAUGUUCGAUGAAUGGACUGAACGGAUUGGGUGAACAUGUGAAGAAAGAGAAAGAGACAGAGAGCAAGAUGGGUGAAGAUGAGAAAGGAUUGGGUGAUCGAGCGGUGCAGGCUAGAUGUUCGAUGAAUGGACUGAACGGUGGAAAUUCGGUGUCGAAGACUGGAGAGAGCAGGAAAGAUACCUCUUUCAAUAUGGGAGUUGGGUGUUGCCUUUUGUAUCUAAUUGCAGCAAGUAAAAACGAGUUUUGCAGAUGAGGUUGCAAAUGGAAACCCUCCUCCAAAAUACCAGCGAAGAAUUGAUUAA